Messenger RNA from Penicillium alfredii, 612 nucleotides. RefSeq names its product tubulin-binding prefolding complex subunit PAC10. The transcript has 4 exons. The coding region runs from base 1 to 612 and encodes 203 amino acids. The record is from RefSeq and is a predicted model, not a curated record. Gene Ontology annotation, cellular component: prefoldin complex; cytoplasm. Gene Ontology annotation, molecular function: tubulin binding. Gene Ontology annotation, biological process: tubulin complex assembly; protein folding; microtubule-based process. NCBI's taxonomy places the organism in Eukaryota, Fungi, Ascomycota, Eurotiomycetes, Eurotiales, Aspergillaceae.
AUGGCCGACUCAAAUUCCAAGAGCACAGUAACGACACAAACCAACCCGCGCGGGAUCCCCGUUGCCCCCUUCAUCGACGAUGUCAAGGACUAUGUGUCGUCCCGCGCCGAGGUCGAACCGACGCUGCGCUCCUUCCAGGAGAUGAUCUCCAAGUACCAGUUCAUGGAGGUUAACACCCAGCGCCGCGGCCAAGGACUGCGCGAGAAGAUCCCCGAUAUUGAGAAGACGUUGGAGAUGGUUCGAUUCUUGAAAUUACGCAAGGGGUCCAACCCAGACUCCGAGCUCGAAACAAACUUCGAGCUUAAUGAUACCCUCUACGCCCGGGCGUCUAUCUCCCCCGCUGACACCGAGGAGGUGUACCUCUGGCUCGGCGCCAAUGUCAUGCUGGCAUACCCGCUGACCGAGGCGGAGACGAUGCUCGAUGACAAGUUGAGCGCGGCCCAGUCGAGCUUGAAAAACUGCGAGGAAGACUUGGAAUUCUUGCGCGAGCAGAUUACGACACUGGAGGUCGCUACGGCACGGGUGUAUAACUGGGAUGUUGUGCAGAGACGAAAAGAAAAGGCCGAGGGGAAAGGUGACGACGAUGAGGACAAGAAGGGGUCGGGAGGCUAA